Molecule: messenger RNA, 831 nt
Organism: Lolium perenne
Lineage: Eukaryota; Viridiplantae; Streptophyta; Magnoliopsida; Poales; Poaceae
Product: pathogenesis-related protein 1-like
Cellular component (GO): extracellular region
Source: RefSeq, a predicted model, not a curated record
ACCUCAUCAUUACAGUUACAGGUACACCUUGCGCUCAAUCUUGUAAAGCAUACUAUUAGCGAUGGAGUACUCGCCGAAGUUAGCACUGCUCUUCGCUCUGUCGUCGGUGAUGGCGGCCGCCGUCGUCACGGCCCAAAACUCCCCGCAGGACUUCGUGGACCUCCACAACGCGGCGCGCGCCGAGGUGGGCGUCGGGCCGGUGUCCUGGAACGACACCGUGGCGGCGUGGGCGCAGGACCACGCGGAGACUCACCGCAGCGACUGCGAGCUUAAGCAUUCUCAGGAAGACGAGCCGUACGGAGAGAACAUCUACGGGGGAGCCGGCGGCGGGGCUAGCUGGUCGGCGGCAGACGCCGUGAAUGCGUGGGUGUCGGAGAAGGCAGGCUACGACUACGGCACCAACACCUGCUCGAUCGACGCCUGCGGGCACUACACGCAGGUGGUGUGGCGCAACUCGACGGCCAUCGGCUGCGCCCGCGUUGUCUGCGACAGCGGCGACGGCUUGUUCAUCAUCUGCAACUACUACCCACCGGGCAACUACCCUGGGGAGAGCCCCUACUAGCGCUACGUACCUACGACAAGUACAAAGGGCUGAGCGCCUGAGCCCGUAUGGCCUAUAUAUCGGGCCAUGCAUAUGCGUAUAUAUAGCUAUGCAUAAAUAAAAAUUGGGCUGCAUGUGAUCACAGUUUCACAGUUGUGAUAAGAAUAUAAGAUACGCCAUAGUUUCACCGGCUAUGGUAUUGUCAUAUUAUUAUGUUUCAUGUAUAAGACUAUGAUGUUGUAUUGUAUUAUUGUGCUAAUAAAUGAAAAUAUACGGUUCCAUUGUGUUAA